Messenger RNA from Photinus pyralis (common eastern firefly), 1856 nucleotides. RefSeq lists its product as uncharacterized. Lineage: Eukaryota; Metazoa; Arthropoda; Insecta; Coleoptera; Lampyridae. Bases 267 to 1508 code for a protein of 413 amino acids. The record is from RefSeq and is a predicted model, not a curated record. The transcript has 4 exons.
ACCUAAUCACUUCCUUUGCACUUGAAUAAUUUUUUAACAUGUGACAGCGUUUUUUUAAUAACUGUUAUCAGAAGUGUUGAUAACAGAAUGCCACAAACAAAAAGUACAGAGUUCGCAGAUUAUUGUUUUCGUUCAGUCGAUCUUGUUAAACAAGUCCAUGACCAUCAUUGGUGGUAACUGGCUGGUCGGAAUUUUAAGUUGACCGCACAAAUUACUCGUAUUUAGAUCAGUUGCAUUCGUCCUCACAGUUGAGAACCCGCUAAGCCAUGACGGAAACGUACAAUAAAAUCGAGGAGAAAAUACGGAGAUUUGUCGAUAAGUCGUUCAAAAACCGUUUGGAAAAUUACACCCUGGAACUAUCGCGAGGGGCAGAAGAUGGAGUGAAUUGGUUAGGUACAAUGCAUAGGGUUGCAAUUAAAGGAUCCAAAGAAAGCGGCGAGAAGGUUCAGUUUAAUCUAAUCGUGAAAUUCGCACCUUGCCAGCCACUUUUUCGAGGAGUACUCCCCAUUAGAAACGUUUACGAUCGUGAGAUUUACGUGUACAACAAAAUUAUACCCGAAUACCUUAAAAUUCAAGAGGAGAAGGGAGUGGAAGACAUGUUUAAUCCUUUCGCGGUAAGUUACGCGAGUACAAUGGACGACGGCGUAGAGGCACUUCUAAUGGAGGACAUGAAGGUGAGGGGCUUUCACAACUGUGACCAUCAAAUGGGGGUGAACUACAAUCACGCGUCUAUUAUCAUGAGGUCUCUUGGCAAGUUCCACGCGUUAUCCUACGCUGUGAAGAAUGAAAAACCUGAAAUCUUCGCCGACUGGAGAGACGCGUGCCCAGAGUCAUUCUUCAACAGCACUUUGUACGAGCCCAUCAUUAGUAUGGUGCAAAGCCUGAGCGCGGCAAUUCUGAAAACGUACGGAGACGAUGAGGCUAAAACUCGGGACAUAUUUCGACGUUCGACCAAGAACAUUCCCGCAAUUUUUAAAGGUCUGCUAGAUCUGGAUCAAUUCGGAAAGUACCUCUCUAUCAGUUACGGCGAUUACCAAUUCAGAAACUUCCUCUUCAAGUACGAGAAUUCUGCGGACCCACACCAACCAACAGACAUAUGCAUGCUCGAUUUCCAAUGCCUCAAAUUGGGAACGCCGGCGUACGACAUCUCCUACUUUAUCGGCACAUGCACCGACGGUGAGCUGAGACAGGCUCACUACCACCAACUGAUACGCGAGUACUACGAAUCGUUUUCGUCGUUCUUAUCGCGUCUUGGAAGCGAUCCCGAAGUUGUGUUUCCGUACGACGUUCUCUUGGAUCACUUGAGACGAUUUUCAGUAUUCGGGAUGUACAUCGGCAUCUGGCUUGUCGCGCUUGACCAGAAACCAACCGACAAUCUCCCGGAUCUGCACAACUCCGCCGAUAUGGAGUCGUUGGUGCACAAUCUUUCGGUCGUUCCCAAUGAGACUUACAUACGGCGAAUGCGCGAUUUAAUUUCUGAUUAUAUUCAGUAUGGUUAUAACUUGUAAAUUUUGAUCGUGGAUGAGUGGUCUAACUGAAAACCUACCUCAUGAAACCAAUCGUGCAGUUAUUAUUAAUCGGUUUGAAGGUCUGUGAGGAAUACAUGACCCAUAAUGUUAGUGAAUGUCGACGGGAAUUGUAUUGAAUUACAGACCUUCACUCAUUUUCAAAAGGGCUUUAGGGUUUACUCAGAGAAGUUUAAUGUUAACUUUUUAGUAAUACCAUAACAUUAUGUGUUUGUUUCAUUGAGCCUCUGUAAAAUGCUUCAUCUAAUCAUCUAACCGUGUGGUGCUUAUUAUGGGGUAAGAUGUAGGAUAGCAUGACUACAAAAAUUAAUAAAAAAUACUGAAGUUAUA